Molecule: messenger RNA, 18776 nt
Organism: Siniperca chuatsi (mandarin fish)
Lineage: Eukaryota; Metazoa; Chordata; Actinopteri; Centrarchiformes; Sinipercidae
Product: thyroid hormone receptor alpha-B
Exons: 12
Coding region: 908-2218 (436 amino acids)
Biological process (GO): retinoic acid receptor signaling pathway; positive regulation of transcription by RNA polymerase II; negative regulation of transcription by RNA polymerase II
Molecular function (GO): RNA polymerase II cis-regulatory region sequence-specific DNA binding; nuclear receptor activity; zinc ion binding
Source: RefSeq, a predicted model, not a curated record
GUAGAGAGCGGUAGAUAGUUUUGAUAAGUGGUGACACAGCCGAGCGCUCCCCUUACUGUACAGUAAAAGCGGAGGGAGGAGCGAGCGUGUAAGUUAACGUUGGUAUUUCUUUUUUGGUUCUUUUCCUCCUGUCGCUGAAGCCCGUCCAAACGCUACUGGAAGGCAGCAAAAAGGUGGAAGAAACUACUCCUUUCCACGCAAAAGCUUUGCAGGAAGGCGGCCGGGGAGCAGUGAGAGGAGGGCGAUAAUCUGACAGUAGGCUCCGAGGCGCAGCAGCUUGGCGGAGGACUGGGCUCGGAGUGAGGGGACGUGUAGCCACUCAGCGCCGCCGCUACACUUGUGCAGAAACCGGAGGAGCCCCGCUGACUUUCUCCCGCUUCAGUUCCGCCUAAAGCCAUAAUAGCCAACCGAAACUGGUGCCCAGACCGCGUGGGGGGUAACCGACGAGUUCCAUGAGACCUACGUUGGGAUAAAGGCUGGGAUCAAAUGUAAAGAAACAACACUGAAGCAAAGACAACUGACCACCAAGGGCAGAGACAAGGCGGAUCGCACAAAGCAGGAGGCCUGGGGAAACCAUUAACCGCACACAAACACACACAAUAUGACUGAGUGGAUCCCACUCCACCCUCCGUAUCCCUGAGACUGACAUCCACCUCCAGCCCCGACCCCAGGGCCUGCCGAUUACCCCAACAGGACCUCCAUCAUCAUCCAUAUCUUGCAGUUUCACACCGAGCCGCACCACAUCAACCUCACAGGGGGUCGACUCCUUCUGGAGAGGGCCCCCCCCAAAAAACCCCCAAAAUGUUUCACUGACUGACCCCUCCCAACUAGCGAAUGACAAGUCUGCAUCCGAGGGUGGGGCUUGCCUCAGUCUCUCAUGAUUUGCUGCUGGAUGGAAUUAAGGUGAAUGGAACACGUUCCCGAGGAGCAAGACCCUAACCCAUCAGAGGGAGAAGAGAAACGGUGGCUCAAUGGCCCGAAAAGGAAGAGGAAGAACAGCCAAUGUUCGGUGAAGAGUAUGACUGGGUACAUUCCUAGCUACCUCGAAAAGGAUGAGCCAUGUGUGGUGUGUGGCGACAAAGCCACAGGUUACCACUACCGCUGCAUUACCUGCGAGGGCUGCAAGGGUUUCUUCCGUAGGACCAUUCAAAAGAACCUCCACCCCGCCUACUCCUGUAAGUACGAUGGCUGCUGCAUCAUCGACAAGAUUACCCGCAACCAGUGUCAGCUCUGCCGCUUCAAGAAGUGUAUUGCAGUGGGCAUGGCCAUGGACUUGGUGCUGGAUGACUCAAAGCGGGUGGCUAAACGGCGCCUGAUUGAGGAGAACAGGGAGCGACGCAAAAAGGAGGAAAUGGUGAAAACUCUCCAGAACCGUCCAGAGCCCAUCGGGUCCGAGUGGGAGCUGAUCCGCCUGGUGACAGAGGCCCACCGACAUACCAAUGCUCAGGGCGCUCAGUGGAAACAGAAGCGCAAAUUCCUGCCAGACAAAAUCGGCCAGUCUCCGGUUGCGCCCACGUCAGACGGAGACAAGGUGGACCUGGAGGCCUUCAGCGAGUUCACCAAGAUCAUCACUCCUGCCAUCACCCGUGUUGUUGACUUUGCCAAAAAACUGCCCAUGUUCUCUGAGCAAUCCAUGGGCAGAAGGCAAACAACAGGGAAGUGGAGGGACAGUCAACGAGAGAGAGAGAGAGAGAGAGCGCUGCAAACCCUACCUUGUGAAGACCAGAUCAUCCUGUUGAAGGGCUGCUGCAUGGAGAUCAUGUCGCUGCGAGCUGCCAUGCGCUACGACCCAGAGAGUGAGACGCUAACGCUGAGCGGGGAGAUGGCUGUGAAGCGUGAGCAACUGAAGAACGGCGGGCUUGGCGUGGUGUCGGACGCCAUAUUCGAUCUGGGCAAGAACCUGGCACAGUUCAACUUGGACGACACAGAGGUGGCGCUGUUGCAGGCCGUGCUUCUCAUGAGCUCAGAUCGUUCUGGACUGACCUGCAUGGACAAGAUUGAGAAGUGCCAGGAGACCUACCUGCUGGCGUUUGAGCACUACAUCAACUACCGCAAGCACAACAUUCCCCACUUCUGGCCGAAGCUCCUGAUGAAGGUGACAGACCUGCGGAUGAUCGGAGCGUGCCACGCCAGCCGCUUCCUUCAUAUGAAGGUGGAGUGUCCCAACGAACUCUUCCCCCCGCUCUUCCUAGAGGUCUUCGAGGACCAGGAGGUGUGAAACACAGUUGCCACCACGCAAAGAGAAGAGGAAGUUGGGGCAAACUGGGAGAUGGGAAGGGCCAUCAUUUCUAUAGGGGAAGGAUGGAGGGAGAGUCCUCUCGGCAGGAAUCUGCAUUUCUCCAACAUCGCAUUUAGUAUGUGGUUUAAAAACUGGAACCAACAAUAACAGAAACAACACACCAGCAACAGGAGAGUCAAGCAAACAGAGGAUUUUGUUUUUGGAACACCCUCUCCUCCACCUCUUUCUCCUCCUUAUACCUACCCCUGUUUUAAAAUCCGUGUGGGGGCCCUUCUGUCUGAGCAUGAUGUCUUAUCUAGUAAGAGUUGUAGCCAUUUGCCAAGAUAUGUACACACACACACACACACACACACACACACACACACACACAGCCACAACCACAGCCACAGCCUGUUCCACCUCAGUUCUUCAGAGCAGCACUCUUUGCAGGGGUCAGUUCCCCCUCUCUGAUUCUUUUUAGCGGUCACAGAUUUACACAGUUUUGAAGCCCAUGUUUCCAGCUCUCAUGCUGGCCAGCACCUCUCAGUAUUAUUUCUGAAUAAGUGUUAAGGCAGUAAUUCGGAAAAUAUGGACACCAGUGACAUUUAAUUGCUCACAGCCAUGCAGGCACACACAAUCAGCAAACACUGCACAUUGAAAUUUCAGCAGAUGUUUUAAGCAUUACUCUGGUGUAAUGGCUGUAGUAAAGCAGAGCUACCAGAUCUAGUUCAUUAUCAAUUCCUCAACUCAAUCUGAGCCGUUACAGCUGUUUUUGGAGCUUCUUCUUCUUAGAUCACAGUGAAACCGGUGCUAUAUUUAUAUAAGGCUACUCCAGUUUUAUGAAAUUGUGUUGUCUACCUUUGAAAAACGUGCAGACCAUGGCUCCAUAUCUACCUUCAUUUGUGUCAUUGGACCGGCUCCUGUGACAUACAGUGCACGCACAUACACACACACACACACACACACACACACACACACACACGAGCAGACUUGCCUUGUCAUUGCCUGAGCUGCUUGUGCCAGCAGCCUACUGUCUUAUGAAUGACAAUUAAGUCCUUCUCUCUCCAAGGAGUUACUGCAUCGAAGGAAAGAAAGAAAGGAGUGGAGGAAGGGAGACACUUGGAAGGGAGAGGAGGGAGGAGCAGAGAUAGAGUUAGGGAACAAGAUUUAAUAGGUGGACUGUAUAUUCAGAGCCAGGGGUCAGAAGUAAAUCUCCCACACGCAGCCUCGAAUAGCAGCAACCACCAGGUUUCGAAUAGCAGCAACCACCAGCAAGACAGCAAAGCUCAUCUUACACACACAUAUACACUUUCUCUCUCUCUCUCUCUCUCUCUCUCUCUCUCUCUCUCUCUCUCUCUCUCUCUCUCUCUCUCUCUCUGUCUGUCUGUCUGUCUGUCUCUCUCUCUCUCUCUCUCUCUCUCUGUGUCUCUCUCUCUCACACACACAUAUACAAACACAUAAACAUGAAAACACACAUCACCUCAGAGUAACGUGAAUGCCUCAUUUUACUGUAAGCACUGUGCGGCAGUGUUGAUAUACAGCCCUAACCUGCAGGGUUUGUACAGAGUCCUCUCCUCACGGACUCAGCUCAGUGUGGCCCCUCCAGGCUUCCAUACACAUUUGCCUUUUUUAACCAUGGGCGUCACUGAGAGCAGGCACAUGCCAAGAAGGCUACCAUUUACCUCAAAGUGGACACAACCCCAGGCUGGGGCAGCAAUACUGCCCUUGUGGUGUCAGGCACUACCUCACCUCUGUGGACACAGGGCAGCUGCCCACAGCCUACACACAGACAUACACCAUUCAAGUUGGUUCAUGUAUAGAUUAACACACAAAUGUGCAAAAUGUUUGCAUAGGUGUACACUUGUAGUCAUGGAAAGACAAAACACUCACAGCAUACACACACACACCCUCAGUUCUAUCACUUGGUUGAAAUGAAAUCCCACUGAAGACAGGAGGGCCAGCCAUCCCCCUGGAAGGUUUUACCAACUCCAGGGAAUGGUACCCAUUGCAUUCGGGUUAUCUCUUUUUGUUAUAUGGGACCAAGUGUCAUCUUUUGAAAUUUGGAUUUACCUGUGUCUGUCAAAACGGCAAUUGACUCACAGAAGCGACGAAGGACAGUGUGGAUGUCCAGCCCUGCUGACACCCAUCUAAGCAAGUAGCAAGAGGACUGACAGCAUUGAGUAACAGAAAACCCGUGGUGGCCACGCCCAUUGAAUUAGCAUGCACAGAAAGGCAUCAUGGCGAUCUUCCACAGUACACUUAUGAUGCCUGCCAUUGGAUCUUGAUGAAUAUUUUCAUGGAAAUAAGCUUUUUUUCAUGCAUGGACAGUGCAUUAGACGUAAAAAGGUGGAAUGUUCUAAAGCGAAAUGAAGCCUCUUCAGAGGCAACUUAAAAGCUCUUUUAGUCUCAUGCACUUUACCAAUGCUCACCACUAUAACAGUAAUAUCUCACUGCAAAUAUCCAUGGCAAAUAUCAUGGUGUUCUAGCCAAAUGACUAUUCAAAAAUGUUAAUUAUAAAACCCACUCUGUUCAUUCUAAUUCUGGGGCCAAGGCAAAUCUAACUGGGUUUACCACUCUUACAAGAAGAGAAUGAAAGAAAAGAGAGACUAAGAAAAUCUAUUUUAUAUUCAAUGCCAAGCAGUAGUUCAUACUGGGCACUUGUACAGGAUGGGUAAUCUGCACCCCCCAGAAAUACCUAAGCAUAGCAACGUGUGGCAGGGAUCAUGGAUAAUCGUCAUAGAUCGCCAAGCGUCACUGCUUCGUUGUCUGAAGCAAUGCUGGGAGGAGCGAGUAGAGAGGAACUGGAACGCCUCCUUUGGGCACAAUGGCAGUUUGGUCUGACUCCCAGAAAAAAACCCUUUACAAGCAUCAUCACCACUUCCAGAAAUCCAGCACCUGACCUGCCCUACCCUACUCUAGCCCAUGACAAUGCCCUUUUGGAACUUAGCUCAUAAUGAUUCGCACCCCCUCAUCAUUUAUAACAGCCCCCACCCAGCCCAGCUGGUGAGAGUUUUUGCACUGUCCUCCAUUCAGCCCCGUAUUCAUUUCAAAUUUAUUUGUGGGGGAGUUUUUCCUCAUUCGAAUAGAGGAUCUAAGGACAGAGGGUGUUGUAUGCUGUACAGAUUGUAAAGCCCCUUGAGGCAAAUUGUGAUUUGUGAUAUUGGGCUAUAGAGAUAAAAUUUGACUGGACUUGCCUUGACUUCAACCAAUAACCCUUGUUGGAUUGCCUAUUAGUUUCCCAGCUGUUCUGUGUAAAACACAGCAGUUUUGGCUGCUCUAUGUAACAGAGGCUAGCAGUCGCAGUGGGCUCAGUCCCAAACCUGUCCCGUUGUCAGUAUUAGACCAACAGCACAUGACCCUCACCACUUAACAAACCUAACCAGGGGUGGAGAGAGAUCCCUGCGUAGGAGGGUAGGGUAGGUUACUCGUUCUCCCUGUAGUACUCAUUUUCCAAUCAUCCUUCCUAUAGGAGAGUCAGCCCAAUGACAUUUGAAAUCCAGACCCUCCUCCAAACAGCCUCCCUUCCAUCAUCAUCUUCUCUCCCCCUCUCCUCUUCCCUAAGCAUCCUAAGCAGGAUGCCCACAGUUUGACCCAGAAUCAUUGACAUCAAACGGGAUCCUGGCCUCUCCCUUGUCAGACAAGGCUGGCCAUAACUGCCUUUUAGUGUGGCGCCACCGGAUGAAUGUGAACGGAAAAGCAGCAGCGAUGGGAACAAGAGACUUGAGCACGAGAAUGUGAGGAUGUGAGAGAAGAAGAAAGCAUGGGACAGGAAACACCUCAACCCUCAUUGCCACCUUUGACAUGGGUGAGAGAGGGUGAUGUGGCCGGUUGUAGAGACGAUUUUAACAAACACUCGCAGGCAGGCGAGGUGGCCAUGUAGGAAUUUGUACGUUCUACCCUUCAGUUCCCACAACAACCCUAUAUGAGCCCCCGCUCCCAUGCCAGCUGACAACCCCAAAUGUCCCCCCUCAGCUCCCUCCAAAAGGAUAACCCCCAACUUUCAUAUGGUGAGGAUCAGAAAGAGAUCCCGCAUUCCAGAGAUGCAGGUUUGGAAUUCCAACACAUCUUUGUAAAAGAACUGAAAAAGAGAAAAAAAACCUAUUGAUGUCCUUUGUUCUUGUGAGCUGACUGGGUAUGUGUGUGUGAUAGAAGGGGUUAAAAUGCUGCUUUACUUUCUGAGUCUGAUUUAGAUUAAGAAAAAAAGAUAUAUGAAAUGAUUAUAAAUCCAUAAAACAAAAUGAAAAGAGAUGACUUUAAAAAAAGACUCCUGAACAAAAUAAUUGGAGAUUUUUUUCAUUUUAUCAUUGUUCUUUUAUUUUUCUGUUUGUUUUUUGACGCUUAAACUGCUCUGUGUAAAAAAGGAAAAAAACCCAGCUGUAGUCACUUUUUGACCAUGCGUGCAGUGUAAUAUUUCACUUCAUUUUCACAUCUGUAGUUUGUGUUGAUAAGCCAACUGAUCUGUUUGUCUGUGUGUCUGUCCAGCUGUCCGUCCCCUUUUAUCAGGAGGAAUUUACAACCAACAAAACAGGAAUUUCUUUUUUAUAUUUUGUUUCUUUUUUAUGAAAUUACAACUUUGGAGAAAAAAACUAAACAGGAAAAAUAAUGCAACAGAAACUGAAAAUACAAAAAAAAUACAACCCUGAAACAAUCUUGUCAUACCUCACACAACACAAAACUCAAAGGAACUUGGGAAGAGUUUUGCAGGCACAUGUGAAAGUUCAGAGAUGCAUAUAUAGGUUUAAAAAACGUAUAUAAGAAGAUAAUAUGUGCUUGUGUGUACGCAUCAGUAGAAGUUACAAAAGGACUCUUCCCUCAAGCUUUUGUGCUCUCUAUCUUAUUGAUUUGGUUCUCAGAUGACGGGAGAUGCAACGCAAACAUUAGAAAAUGUUUUGAGACGUUAGAGAUCAUCUGCUAAUGAGAGCACUUCUCCACCUUAAAGGCACAGUCUGUAGACAGUAAACUCAAAAUGUGAAUGGCCCAGAGACUGAGGGAUUAUGACUUUUGUAAUGACUGUUGAGUGUUUUAUGGUAUUGAAUGUAACUGACAGGAGGGGGCUGGACCUGAGCCCGGCACCCACAACCUAACUUCCACACACCAGCAGAAAGGAUAGUGUUGUCACAUAGACAUUAAAAACAACCAACUAAACUGAGAAUAUAUAUUGCCCAUCUGCAAGGUGCAAUACUAUGUUAUGUAUUUUUGUAUGUUUUCUGUUUUGAUGUUAUUUUAAAUUCAUUUACAUUUUAUUUUGGCCACAAAUAAGGAUGUAAAUACAAAAAACAUACAACACUCAAGAUUUAUUGCAACAAAGUAAAUUUAACCGCUCCAUCCCACUGUCAUGUAAGAGGGGAAAAAAGCAAAGUAAUGUGUAAUGCUUCAUACAUUUGUAUGUGUGCACUCUCUCACAUGUGCAUGCCGAUCCAUAUUCAGAAGUGCCCCGUGACAUUAAUCAUAAACCCUGUGCCUCUUCUUGUUUGCAAAGAGAUAGAUUCAUACCCCUCAUAUUCUCACAACAUGAUAUGCUACACAUGAAUGCCUAUAGUUGUGUGUAUGUUCAUCUAUGGAAUCGGAUUCAGUUCUUCCAAACUGUUGAUGUGAGUGUUGCCAGCAGCCACAGUGGUUAAAGGUUAAGAGGGCAGCGAGGUUGUUUUGAUUAGUAAAGUGGGAGGUGGGAGAGGGAGAUAGGAAUAAGCAAGUUAUCAUUUGGUGUAAAUGUCCGCUAACCUGGCUGCAACACACCCACAUCAUAGUUAGAAAAGUCCAAAAUGAAUUACCCAUUUUUCCGCCACCCCACCGCCUCCCAGAAGCCAGCCUAAAAAUCUUGCAAGCUCAGUUUUUGAUACAAGGGUCGUCAAGAAAAGGACUGAGCAUAAACCUGGACCAGUUUACAACAGGGACUGGUAGAGGCCCCAUUUACACUUUCAUUUCAAGCGUCUUGUAUCCAAAUAAAAUCCAAAUGCGAUUUAAGACAUUUUCAUUUACACUAAGCCACAUAUAUGUGGCUUUGUUGUCAUUGACCAGAUCACAAAACUGAUUGCCAUCUGUCUUAGUGAUGGUAAUGAACCUAAAGCUGUUUGGUUACUGCCAAAAAUGGCAGAAGAAGAAUAACUUGGGUACUCUUGCAGUUUAGUUGCAACAAUAACAGUUAGCAAUAGCAGCUAGCUAGCUAACAACUGUCCAUAAACUGACACAAACACAUGGAUGUGUCUUGAAAUGGAACAAUGGCUAAUCAGCUCAUUUCAGCAUAACUUAAGCUACCAUUAUCACAGGGGACAGGAGCUCUAGAGGCUACUUCCGUAGAUAGCAAACUGACGUUGUUACACUUGGGAGGAGUAAAGAUUACAUAUGCCUUUACAACUUUUCAACAUCUGGUUAGAAUGCAUCUCAAACCACCUCCCAAGCUGGUUUGAGCAAUCAGAUUUCAAUCCAUUUUGAAUGCUUCUUGGAUGCAUUUACACUUGACUUUUUUGAGAUUCAAUAGCUAUCCGAUCUGCCCAAGACAUAUGAAGUGAAAUGUAAAUAGAGUCUUAGAUGAUAUGACAGUUUGAUCUGAGUACCAUAUUUGUUUUUCAGCUCUGACUGGUUAAAGCUGAAAGUAAUUUUGGUCUAUGAUGACACCCCUAACUCAAGCUAAUUGUGUUUGCCAGAUCACAACAAGCAAAGUGAGGGUUUCAAGGCUGGCUUUGCGGGACAUCCAAGCCCAUCCCUCCAUAGAUAUUAUGAUCCUGAUUUAUUCUCACAUGUUGACAGAUUGGACAAGGGUGGAGACUGUCUGUGAUGUUUUUUGGUUUUAUGGUUGUGUUUGGUCCUCCCCCCCCCCCCCCCAUGCCAAAUGUAGAGUUUGUGAAGACAUGCAAGUAGCAAGAUGUCUAUGCAAUUUCCCUCCAGCUCCCUUUGAAAGACAAGCUCAAUGUAACAACAAUGAGCACAUCUUGCUUAUGAAAUCAAAUUCGGCCUGUCUUGAAUUCCAGAGGUUCUUUGCAUGACCUAAAUACCCUUGCUACUUUGUGUGGUCAAGGGUCAGGACUUCCAGGGUGAGCUGGCCUUGGCUGGUCAUGCAAAGAACUGGCUGGUCUUCAGGGUCGGUAACUUUUCACGGUAGUCCGAGUCUCAGAGAACAAGUAGGAGGGGUACUGGGGUUGUUGUGGAGAAUAAGGAUUCUACGAGAUGUGCUGUUUUUUGUAAACUGCUCAGAAAGUGGUGUGUGUUUAUGUAUAUGUGUGUUGUGUGGAAGUUUGGGUGCUACUUAUGUCUACUUGAUGCGAUGCUUUCAUUGUUUGGUGGGUUGAUCAUUAAGGCCAUAGAGCCUCGAAUUCCAGGAUUUAGACAAGCCCCUAACUUCAGUCCUUCUGCAAUAUGUGUGUGACGCUUUCAUUUUUCUAUCCUGCAACCAAGUUAAUGUAAUGUUAAAGAAUAUUCUAGGUGGUUGAUGUCCAUCAGUGGGCUGUACGUAGCAUAAGCAAGUUUACUUAACCCAUUACCUCUGCUUUUGAGCCGUGAGGAAAGGAUUUGAGCUGAUUUGCAAUCUGAAAUCUUAAAAACAAAAUCUACAUCACCCCACUGAGAUGAACAUCUACAACCUGCUGACCAUCAGUUGUACUUGAGCACUUAACUAAAAUGCACUUUGAAUGGCCAAAACCAACCAAUGAUAAAUGGAAGAAUCUUUGGUGGUAAUAAUUGUGACAAAAUAUAAAAUCGAAAUUGCACCCAAGCCAAUUGCCUUUUCCACCAUUUAAUGUUUUUUAAAUUAGUUUAACCAGAAAUAAACAGAGUUGUAGCCUUUAGGCAAAGACAGUUAACGACUAAUUAUAAAGUUUACAAUUAUUUUUUAAUUAAGUGCAAUAAGUGAGUGAGUGAACCUUUUCUGCGUAUUUCUUGUCUCAUUAGAUCUUAUUUAUACGUUUAUGGGGAAAUAAUAAUCUCAUGAUUGCUUUUAAAAUGUGCCCACCCGUGAGAGCAUCAGCUAGACCUGCUCCAGACACACACACACACACACACACACACACGUACACACACAAACACAGACCACUUUUUGUGAAUGGGUAAAGGAAGCUAUUGAAGGAUUCUCUCAGGUAAAAGAACAUUUUCUAAUAAAUGAUGGUGAACCUUAGAUGAAAAACCAUUGUUAGUUCAUCGUUUUUUUGUCUUCUCAAUUUACAAUCAGCAAUGUAUGUUUUUUCUGUUCUGUGUUUGGGCCUGAAAAGUGUCAGAUUGAAAAGGUGUAGACAUCCAGGUUUCAAGGAUUUGGAUCCUGAGUCUACCUCAACCACAAAGAAUAAUGCCCUCAUUGCUUUCUUAACCCUAAAUGAAAACAUGUCUUCAUGUGUGGAGGUGGGAGAGUGUCUGUCUGUUGGUUUUGUUUGGUUGGGAGUGUUUGUGAGUUAUGUUUGUUUGGGUUUGGUGCUGCAUGGUAUAGAAGCCCAUUUCUGCCAGGAAAAGCAAAGUCAAGUCAAUUUUAUUUAUAUAGCCCAAUAUCACAAAUCACAAAUUGGCCUCAAGGGGCUUUACAAUCUGUACACCUUCUAUCCCUCGUUUUGAAUAAGGAAAAACUCCCCCAAAAAAACCUUCAACAGGGAAAAAAAUGGAAGGCACUUAGAUAGAUUGUAAACAUACGUGAAGAAUAUGGAUCAGGGUGAAUGUCGAGCAACUUCCAGGUGCUGCCAAACCGAUAGGACCUGAGCCACGCGACCUCUUCACCAUGGAGACCUGGAAAGAGGACAGACUACGCAAUCACACAAUCAAGCAAAGACAAUUUUGUAAGUUAUCAGAAGUACCUUAAAGUCUGAUCUGACAUGGAUAGGGAGCCAUUGAAGGGAAGCUAAAAUUGGUGUAAUAUGGUCAAAUUUUCUAGUUUUAGUUAAAAUUGUAGCUGCAGCAUUCUGAACCAUUUGAAGACUCUAAAAGACUUUUAGUACUAGCACACAGCAGACCUGACAACAGAACUUUACAAUAAUAAAGUAUGGGUGAGACAAAGGUGUGAAUUAGGGUCUCAGCAUAAGUGAUGGGCAGAAAAGACUGAAUUUCAGCUAUGUUGCAUAGGUGAAAAAAGGUGAUGAUGGUGAUCAAAAGAGAGGGUAGGAUCAAACGUAAGAUUCUUGCCUGUCAAACUUUAAGAAAUCAGAGUUACUGUUACUUGAUCAAACUGGUGUUUAUGUCUAGCCUGGCCAAUGUCAGUUUUAUGAGAAUUUAGGAGCAGAAAAUUACGUGACAUCCAGUUUUUCACAGCAGACAAGCAGGCCUCUAAUUUAAUAAUUUGGGGACGAUCAUCUGCCUUCACAGGCACAUACAGCUGAGUAUCAUUAGCGUACCAGUGGAAAUUAAUUCCGUGACAGUGUAUAAUUUGACCAAGAGGUAAAAUAUAAAGAGAGAAAAGCAGAGGCCCAAGAACGGAACCCUGAGGUACUCUAUAUUUCACAUUAGAACAUUUUGAUGUAUUAUUACUAUAGGAAACACAGUGUUCUUUCAGAUAGGUAAGACUUCAACCACUUGAGAGCCAGGCCAGAGAGCACUGAGGUGUAAUCUGAAUGCAUGGUAAGCAGAAGAUCAUUUACUGUUUUACUCCUUUACUCCUUAGUAACUUCAGUUUCAAUGGCGUGACAGGCCCUGAAAGAUUGAAAUGUGUGGGUCUAAAGUUGCUGAGACAAAAGUCUUUCUAGUAUUUUUGAAAAGAAUGGAAGGUUAGAGACUGGUCGAUAAUUAUAAGAGACCCUGGAUCAAAGUGUGGUUUCUUAAGUAGAGGUUUUACCACAGCAGUCUAGUGGGGACAAUGCCAGUCGCAAGUGACAUUAAAAAUAUUCAGCAUUGUAGGUCCCUGAAGUGGCCAGAGAUCUUUAGUUUAGCUGGUAGGGGGUCGAGGAGGCAGGUAGUUGGUUUAGAAGCUAACACCAGCUUAGACAAGAAAAAUUUAAAAGAACAGAUUUUCACAGAUUCAACAAAUGAUUAUUUUACUACCAAUUCUGCAGAAGUAGCUGGAGAUGAACUAAUCUCAUCUAUUUUUAUGCAGAAAAAAAUCACGAGCGGUAAAGGGGAGCAGCUAACAGACGGUUGCUUUUGAGUAAGUUUGGCUACAGUAUCAAAGAUAAAUCUAGGAUUGUGUUAAUUGUUACUGGUAGAGCAAGAGAAAUAUGCUGCUUUAGCAGCGGACAGAACACGCUUUUAAUUUAAUACACACUCGUGCCACGAGAGGUAGAAAACUAGACCAGUUUUGAUUUAUGCCAUUUGCGUUGCCAUAUGCCAGUCUCCUGCAGGCCUGUUUCUUCAGUAAACCAGGGUGUCGACCUCUUUAAUUGUCUUGUUUUGAUUGGAAGAGGUGCAACUGAAUCCAGGAAGCUAGAAAGGGCUGUGUUUAAGUCACUCGUACAAUUUUCAACAGGGCCUGUCCCUGCAGUGAAAGGAGCCGGGACUACAAGCAAUUGCUCACCAAGUGCAGUUAAAGUUGACAGAACCAAUGUGGGGAGUGGUAAAUAUAUCAGCACCAACAUUACAAGGACAGGCUGGUGUUAAUACAAAAGUGAUCACACCACACACUACAGAUGUGACAGGAGAGACAGUCACAGCAGCAACCUCUAUCCCGCGUGAUAGAAUUAAGUCAAGGGUGUUAACCAAACCAGAGUGAAACCAAAAGUAUCAAGAAGUGCCAGAAAGGCUUUACUUAGAGGAUCGAAGGCAUGAAAAAAAUACAGGUGGCUGGCGAUUCUAAUGUUGCGGGCAAUGGAGUCCCCUAUUACAAGUGUGCAUUGUUUAACCCGGUCAGCGGGGGGUAGAGGAGGCACGCAGGCCAACUGGACUAUCAACGUGGCUGGCUAGUGUCGAAAACUGGUUCGCAAUCAGGAGGGGUGACUCCAGACCAGGCCACACAACUGGUCGCUUGCUCUUGGAACUAACGCCGCCAAACAGGGAUAAUCAUCAUCAUCUGCCGACGAGGCUAUGCUAGUGCUAUCCCUAACAAGCCUGCUAUCAAGCCUGUGAUGGAAGCUAUCUGGAGUGCCCGUGACAUGGGCGUGUGAAAGGCUGUCGUCAUGCGGCGCAAGCCAUUGAAAAUAAUGGGUGUCACCAUUGUCACGUUGUGUUUGAAGCUUGUAGGCUAGGCUCGGAGCUAAGCUAACAGGGCAGCAACAGAGGCUACCCCCUAACGCUAAGAUUGUUUCAAAAAUAAAAAGUAGCAAGUCUAAUAUGAUAUGGACUUAACAUAACUAGAAGCGUUUAGAUUGAGUAGAGUGAAGAGAUUAAAACAGAAAAUCAAGGAGGGAGAAAGAGUAGACCGGUUUGUCAAUCUCAUGGAAAUCAGAUCAAAUCAAAUCAUGUGUGUAAUGGGAAGUCAUGGGAGGCAAUGUCUCAGCGUUGAAAAUAAAUGUUAGGAAUGACCAAAAUAAAAAGUACUCAUGAUUAAUCAAAUUGAUGAGCUAGGCCUACUCUUAAGUCAAAAAUGUGACUUUUUAUGUCACAAUUGACUCAACAAAUUUGAAUUUCAACUUAUUACCUCAUAAUUUUGACUUACUAUGUCAAAAUAAUUAUGUUUCUACUUAUAAAUUCAAAAUUGUUUACAUAUUUCUAAAUCAUGAAUUAGAAUGACAUAAUUUUGACUUAUCAUGAGUGUCAUCCCAAACUUUUGCCAUAUCUCAAAAUCAUGACUUAGUAUGAAAAAGUAAAUUAUCCGAUUUACAAUCUCAUAAUUUUGAGUUAUCAUGAGUGUUUUUAUCUUUAUCAUCUCUAACUUUUCAUCUUUUUUUUCUUGGUGGAAAUGGGCUUCCAUAGCACAGUGAAAACACACAAGAAUGUUUUGGGCUUUUUUUUACUCGGGCCAGCCUGUUUUUAUUUAAAAAGUCCAGCUUGAUCAUGGGAUCCUAAAUAAAUCACAUUUUGACUUUUCUCAUAAACACGUCCCAGAGUGUACAAAAGAAAAUUCAGCUCUUACUGUCAGUAAUAGUCUCGUCACUUUCUCCCUUUACAGUCAAAGUGCCAGCAGCAAUAUCCAGCUCCCCCUCACCCAGUUAGCUAAUGGUGUACAUACAGCAGUACGUGGCUCCCAUCCAAGCCGGGCACCGUCCACCCUUGGGGGGGGGCAGAGGAACUGUCUUUGUUCCUCCGUCCACAGGCCUGAUCUAUUUCAGUGUGCUUACUGUUUAACUUUGUGAUCUACUGAAAGGAUGGUAUGACUAAAACCAAGGCUGUGCAUGUAUAUAGGUGUGUGCAUGUGAAUGUCAGCAUCAAUGUUCAUGUGAGAGAAUUGCGUUCAGUGUGUGAACACUUUGCUAUGAACGCCUGUGGUGCUGAUAUUCGAUCGACCUGCUUCUCUUUCCCUCCCCAACCCUCAAAAGCACCUUUUUAGGCCGCGGUACAUGACAGAAAUCCUGUCAUAGACUUGUAUUAUUUCCUUUGAAGAAUGUAACUAAUAUUGUGUUCAGCAGGCUAACAGAGAGUAAAAAGCAGGGGGGUCUUGGGAACCAUUUAUAUGUGAGGGUGGUGGGGUUGUAGGAGAUGAAGACUGAAUUGCAAGAGUGGGUAAUAUUUCAAAAGAAAAGCUGCAACAAUCCCCACAAACAAACGCCAGACUGUUGCUUGCAGAACAGAGCAGAUUACUGCCGCGGCUGCAGUUCAAGGCGUUGCAGUUUUGUUUCUCUUUCCAAAUGAUAGCCUUAUUGAUUGCUUUUGUAUCCCUCCUCUUCUGUGGUAUUGUUUUACAGCAUGUUUCAUAGGGCACUAGAGGAUUUAUCAUGAAGGCUUGUGCUUAGUGCAAAAUGCAUGCUGUGGAGUUGGAUCUCUGGUAAAGAGUGAAUUAGUGUGCUGGGUGGUAGCAGUUGAGGACUCCCAAGAGUGAUUUUUAGGUUAUCGCAACACACGAUAUUAAAUGACUAAAUCUAAGCCAAUACCCCCUUUGUGGCCACAUUAGCACAGCAAAACAUCAGUAGAGAAUAUUUAAGCCCAUGAGCUGAACAAUAUAUCCAAAGUGCCAUAUCUACUUAUUGGGCGCAUCAUCAACACCGUUUUCAUCACAUUAAGAUACGUGUUCAGACUUUGUGUGUUAAUGGCUGAGUAAGAGGCGUUGUGUAAAUAGAGAGUAAUAUUAAUCAUGACCUAACACUAUACCACCUCACCCCAUCCCUUAUCCAAUGGCACAUUGAGCUCCAUUCACUGCUCUGCACUACGAUCUGGCCAAUAGACAUGAAUAGCUUUGACUGGACACUGUCAUUGUCCUGUUUUGAGACCGUUGCUUAGUACACCAAAUCCCACGACAGAACUAAGAGCACUUAUAGGUGGUAUUGUGGCGUCAACUUGCGAGUUGAUUAUUGACUAUCUGCAAGGAGAUUUAUAGUCAUGGGGAUAUUUUUGUAAACGGGUGGGAAAUCACAUACCUAGACAGCUAAGAAUGUACACAAAUGAGCUCAUCUAUUAAUAGUCUGUCAAUCAGAGAUAUAGAUCAGAGAUUAGAUAAAUUAUGUGAAUUGUAUUGUAGUUUUGGAAGAUCUGUGCUUGUGAGAAAAAUAUGCAAUGUUUGUCAGGUUGAAAAUAAGGUUUUGAACUGGUUCAGAACUGCUCAGGUUUGAUAAACCGGCCUCAAAGGGUGCUUUCCGUCCUCCCUCUUCCCCGUGCUCUUGGUCUAACAAGUCUCCCUUGUCCUCUGUUCUGUCAAACACCCUCAAAGCAUACACACUGUCAGCUCUCUUGGCACAUACAGUACACAUGCCCUUUGUUGUAUGCAAAACGAGAGGAAAUGCUCUCUGCUCAGCCAACUUUGAAACCUAAAGAAAGGGUUUAAUUUAUGAAUCGUUUUCCACUCUGUAGCAGGUCCAAGCCACUUUAUACAGCACCAGCAAAUCACCAACAACCACCUAUUUAAGGCUUCAUGUCCACUGAGAACAUCCUCUUUACUGUACCACCUUUUUGCUCUCAUUGUACAACCGAAAGGACUCUGUGUUGCAUGUACAGAAAGCUUAGCAUGCUUAUAGUAUGUUCUUAAAAAACCUUUAGCAAAAACACACUAUGCUUCAAAGUGGUAUCUUCAACAGCAGGAUCGAUGUUUCGCUAAAAAGCGGAUACCUUAUGGACACAACAAUUUCUGGGUCUUGUAUGCAGCAGUUGGUGCUGGUAGAUGUUUCCAUGUCAGACUUCAUUUCUAGAUGGGGUUAUGUUGUACAAAUGUCUAUGAACUGUCUAUGUAUCUGUAUUCACUAUCUUACAAUCCACUGUCUUAUUGGAUAAUGAGAGGCUCAACAUGUAAAAGAAUUGUUACACACCUGUAGAGAAAAAUAGUGCAUCAGAGAACACAUGAUGAAUCAAGAAAAAGUAAACAAUGAAGGUCAAGAAACAUUUAUGUAGAUCUCAAUGAAUGGACCGUAAACAUUGACAGUGUGCAGGAGUUUACUUGGUCUUGAUUUAACAUAAAGAUGCCAGUUUCAAGGUCUGGACAGAGCAUUUAAACAACACCUUUUUUGCAAACCUCAUGUGUUUGGAUAUUUCGACAAAUUCAACCAACAGAAGCAUGCUGAAGUCAACCUCACAAUCUGCAGAGGUGGAGUUCUCUCGGGGUUAAGUUUUGAUUUGUUGUUUCUUUUGGAAUUUCUAUUGUCUUUUUUUCUUGGAUUUUCUCAAGGACCCUGUUCAGCCUGCUCAGUGACUAUAGGAACACAUACUAUAACUUCAUGACUUCAAACCAGCAGUAGCUGUUUUACAAAACCUACAAAAAAUAAAGUAAACAUGCAAAUGAGCUAUAAAACACUUCACUACAACAGCUAAUACAACUACUUUUCUUACUUUUGUAUCACUCCUUCAAGAGUUCCUUGCUUCACUGUGACUGCAGAGGCUGCUGGGAAAACUAUGAUGUGUUCUGCAGACACUCAGGGGUCACGACCUGUCCGGUCAGGAUCAGGAUUAGCUGGAAGGUGCCAAAGACAGGAUGGGAGGUGAUUUUGUUAUGUUGAAAGCAUGUCAACCUGUUGUCACAGCUCUCCAUGCAAACUAUUAUCCAGGCAAGUUCUAUUAUCUCUGGAGACAACUGGGAACAACAAAGUGCAAGAGACUGAAGCAAGGUUGUCACUCGUCCUGAUGUAGGACUAUCAUUGUACGUAUCACGGUCCUGGAUGGGCAUCUCCUGAAACCCGGACAUUUCAGCCACUCAGCGGCUCAUAAAAUUUGCUACGGGAAGAAUGUUGAAAGGAAUCUUCUUAGCGACUCAUGAGGUGGGAAAAAAAGGUGAUUUUCUUCCUCUCUCAGCACCUCGAGUGGCAGAACAUAUUUAAAGGAGACUACUGUUUUAUUCAGUAGUAUUGCUUUAAUAUUUCUUCUGGCCACUAGAGGUCUUUCUUGGUAGUGGAGUAAAAAAAAUGUUGUUACUUUAUACUCGCCUAAUGCAGUUUUUUUUUACCACCUUAUAAAUCACUAAGAUGAUUACUUUCCGUCCAGAAAGUUUGUAUUUUCAACAUUCUUCCUGUAAUGAAUUUUGUGAGCCGGUGAGUGACUAAAAUGUCCAGGUUUAUACGUAUCACAGUCCUAGAUCAGGGCUAGGCUGUCACAUGCUAAAGGGAGAUUUUUAGAGAGAAUAAGAAGCCAAAGUGAAUAAAAAUCCAGAUGGGAAUCUGUAGUAAAAUAAAACAUUGCGCUUGCAGCGUAUAACAGUUUGCAGGUACAUUCUAGGCUAGAGUCAAAACCGUGGACGGAGGACACAGUACGCAGGAAAACACAUGGCCAUUCACUGUACUAAGAGUACAGCUCUCGCGUUCUGUCGCUAUCUAGAGGUGCCAGAUAGUCAUAUAUUUUCAGGGUAAUACAAAGAGUAGCAGAAAGUGUUUCAAAGUUUAUUCAGUUUACUUUUCUGUGACUGAUAACGUACAGGUAUGUAAAUUGCUGAUAUUACAAACCCCAGCCUCCUGGUAUCUGGUGAACCAGACAUUAAGUAUCUGAAAAUAUUAAUAGACCCAGAUGACAUCACUGUCACAGGCACGCAAAGCAAAGGAACAAUAUUUAGGAUUCAUUUCCACGAAACACAGGGGAAAACAAACAUGCAAGGGCAUACGGUCAAGCUUUAGGCAACGCUCUGGGCUAAAUAAAUACACACUGUCUUGUCUUUCAAAUAAACACAAACACACACAUGCGCAGGAAACCUCCGAAUAUCUACUGUGAUCUCCUCUCACACCACCCACACCUUCAUCACACCAAACCCCUUCUCACCUGGACCUGUCCUCCUUGCGAUUACUCAAUCCCCUGCUGUUCCUGAGCACCCACCACCCCCUUUUUACCUCCUUCUCCUCCUCCCAACAUGAGUCCAGUGGGUGGUGUGAUGUCAGGUUUUUGUGGUGGGCUGCUUAUGAUAGGUCCAGACAAUCAGUGUGCUUGUAAAUGUCAAUGUGUGAUUUUCAAAUCUUUGUUUAUGGUCAGGGUUUUAAAGGAAGAUAUUUUUAUUGUAAUUGUUGCUGGUCUAUUUUACUAUAUAUUUAUGUAAUAAAUAUGUGACUAAAUUUACAUCUCACUGGCUCUCUGGGCUGUUAUUGGCUCUCAGUUCCCCAGCCAGUUACAUCAUGUGCUGGAGGGUUUUCAUUAAUGGACUAAUAAAUUAAACCCACAAAAA